This is a messenger RNA of Carya illinoinensis, 1782 nucleotides long. Its product is annotated as receptor-like protein EIX1. The transcript has 4 exons. Gene Ontology annotation, biological process: response to oxidative stress. Gene Ontology annotation, molecular function: peroxidase activity; heme binding; protein binding. NCBI's taxonomy places the organism in Eukaryota, Viridiplantae, Streptophyta, Magnoliopsida, Fagales, Juglandaceae. The record is from RefSeq and is a predicted model, not a curated record. Bases 1 to 1782 code for a protein of 593 amino acids.
AUGACUUCUCAGUUGCUUUCCAUCAAUGCUAGUUUCUCAUCACAACUUCUAUUUCUGGACCUUUCUGAGAAUUCUUUUACCUGCUCAACAUUUCAUUGGUUGUUCAACUCCACUACAAGCCUUGUUGAUCUUCACCUUACUUAUAUUAACGGGUUACAUGAAUGCUCCAUUCCAGAUGCUUUUGGUGGCCUAAAUUCACUUCGAACACUAGAUCUUGCUGGAAAUAUGCUUGUUGGUGGCAUUCCAAGAUCUUUUUGGAAUUUAUGCUCCUUAGAUUCAUUAUAUCUUUCAUCUAACGAUCUUAGUGGAAACCUUUACGAAUUUAUCAGUAAUGCAUUAGACUGGGAUCAGCUUUCCCAAAUUAAGUGGCUUCAAAGUCAAAAGAAUUAUACAGUGCUUGAUAUUUCUGAUGCUGGAAUUUCUGACAUUAUCCCAGCUUGGUUUUGGGACUUUCCUCUGAGGUUAAAUUAUUUAGCAAUGUAUAACAAUCAGUUGCAUGGGAACUUGCCAGACCUUUCAUCAUCCAGACUUGAUGAGUUUGCUAAGAUAGAUUUAAGCGCCAACCUUUUUGACGGUUCAAUACCACAUUUUCCAUCGAAUGUGUCAUCACUAGACCUAUCAAAUAAUAGGUUUUCUGGGUCCCUUUCCUUCCUAUGUGAACUCAAUACUCCAACGUUAUUGGAGUCUUUAAACAUCUCAAACAAUACACCGUCUGGAGAGCUUCUAGAUUGUUGGACGUACAUUCGAGACUUGGUUGUUCUUAAUUUGGCCAACAACAAUUUUUAUGGAAAAAUACCAGACUCAAUGGGCUCCCUAGUCUCGGUUCAACUUUUGCAUUUAAGCAACAAUGGACUUGUGGGAAAGAUUCCGGCGUCCCUUAAAAAAUGUAGCAAGUUAAUAACCAUUGACUUGAGAGCAAAUAACUUGUCCGGAACAAUACCUCCAUGGAUUGGUGAUAGUUUGCCAAAGUUGGUUAUUCUUAACCUACGAUCUAAUCAGCUUUAUGGAAGUUUUCCUUUAAGCCUAUGUCAUCUAUCAUACAUUCAAAUCUUGGACAUUUCUUCAAACAAGAUCAAGGGAACUAUUCCAGAAUGUAUCUCCAAUCUGACCGCAAUGUCUCGUACAAUGGAUACAAUCUCAAGUGCCAUUUAUGCAUCUAAUCGAAGAUAUUCUUAUAUAGACCAUACAUCCUUGGUAUGGAAAGGAAGGGAGUUUGAGUUCAAACAUUCCUUGGGACUUGUGAAGGUGAUUGAUCUUUCAAAUAACAAAUUACAUGGAGAGAUUCCAGAAGGAAUUACUAACCUUACAGAAUUAAUCGCCUUGAAUUUAUCGAGAAACAAUUUAUCUGGAUUAAUCACUCCGAAGAUCGGCAAAAUCCCAACCGGAACUCAAAUACAAAGCUUUGAUGCUUUUGCAUUUUUGGAAAAUCCUAAACUAUGUGGCUCUCCACUUCCAAACAAGUGUUUAGACGAUCUUCAUCCAAGUUACAUUAACACUCAUGGCGACAAGAAUCAGAAUGUUCAGGAAAAUGAUGAUGACAGAUUUAUAACUAAAGGAUUUUAUGUUGCUGCAACUCUUGGAUUCAUUGGAGGAUUUUGGGGGGCUGGAGGAUCCUAUGGGGAUGUGCCCUUGGGUCAUCGAGAUGGCACAACAGCAAGUGAGAGUGAAGCUAACAAGUUUCCAGGCCCCUUUGAGCUCAUAGAAAACAUCAUUGCAAAAUUCACUUCGAAGGGGCUUGAUGUAAAGGAUGUAGUCGUGCUAUCAAGUUUGCUUUACUUGUAG